AUGAAUAUAAGUACAAGUUGUGCUCAUUCAAUCAGAGAUUUUAGAUGGAAGAAUAUUAUAUUAGGAUGUUUCAGUCUUUUAGGUUUAAUAUUUAGUUGUAAGAGCUUUGUAUUGGAUUCUAAUACCUUCUAUUAACUUAUUUAUAUUUCAGAACUCAUAAUUGGUUACUUUAUGAUGUUAGUUGUCUUUAUUAAUUAGUUCUUGGCAAUGAGAUAAACUUAAUAUGUACUUACAAUGAGUUAUUUAAUAAAUGAAACUUAGAGAGUAAAUGUGUAAUAUACAGAUUAAGAAUUAGAAGAAAUGAUAAAAGAUGGUAUUAUUAAUAUUUUAACAUUUAGAAUGUCGCAAUCAUGUUUCUAAAUGUUCAGUCUUUUAUACAAGUAUUAAAAUGUGUUUUCACAAUUUUUGUUGUGAAUCUAAAGAUUUCCUUUAUCUUGUUUUAUCGGCUGGUGUAAUAAUUUCAUAUUUUUUUGAAUAACGAUUUUAAUAAGAAGAUAUAGGUGGUAAAGUAUUUAUACUCUUUUGUGUAACUUUUUGGGAUUUAUUACUUGUUACUCUAGGGUUUAUUAUAGAAAUGCCAAGAAGAAUUAGAUAAUAUUAUAAAAUGAGAGCCUUACAUAGAAGAGCAACUAGAUUAUAAUUCUUAGAUUUGUAAAGAUAAGUAUAAUCUUUGGGGGAUAAUAAUUUAGAGGGUUAAUAAGGAUUGUAUAUAGAUUUAUUACAUCAUGAUUUAAUAGUUGAUUAGAAUAAUGAAUAAAGACAAAAUGGUUUUUAAGGAUAAAAUGCUAUAAAUGCUGAAGAUGAAUAAGUCUAAUGUUAAAUAUGUUUUGAAGAUAUGAAUGAGAAUACCAAUAUUUAAUAAUUAUAAUGCCAUCCAUCUCAUAUAUUCCAUUCUGACUGUAUUACUAGUUGGUUUUAAAGAAAAGUAUAAUCUUAUAAAUUACUUAGCGUUAAGAAAAUUUAGUUCCUAGUUGCCCUAUUUGUAGAGCACCAUAAAAUAGAUGA
Messenger RNA from Paramecium primaurelia, 1005 nucleotides. NCBI's taxonomy places the organism in Eukaryota, Ciliophora, Oligohymenophorea, Peniculida, Parameciidae. The record is from the annotation of a GenBank genome assembly.